Hemicordylus capensis (graceful crag lizard) is the source of this 5757-nucleotide messenger RNA. It is a transcript of the gene NAALADL2, whose product is annotated as N-acetylated alpha-linked acidic dipeptidase like 2. Lineage: Eukaryota; Metazoa; Chordata; Lepidosauria; Squamata; Cordylidae. The coding region runs from base 350 to 2686 and encodes 778 amino acids. The record is from RefSeq and is a predicted model, not a curated record. The transcript is spliced from 16 exons.
UAUCAAGAGACUUGUAAGAUGCAGGUAUCUUUCACUUGAUGAGGCAGGCCAAUACAAGUGGGAGGUAACUCGUCCUUCCUUUCUCCCAUUCAGGUGUAUACGUUGUCCAGUGAAAAGAAACAGCAGAUUCCGGCUACAUGGGGCAGACACGUAGAGCAGCUGGAAUAAAGAACCUGGACAAAGAACUGAAGCACUUUGAGAUUUCUUCAGGUGGACGUUGAAAAUAGCUUUUGAUGGUUCUGGACCUUUUUAAUUUGACCCACAGCAAUGCUGCUAUUUUUUCAGACAGAGGUUGUGGACUGGGCUGACCCCUGGUGCUUCGGAAGAAACUGCUAGAUAAGGUAAAAAGAUGGCUUAUCACAAAGUCAGUGGAGACCAGAAGGCGCAAUACCUCGAUAACGAUGACCUCCAAGCCACUUCCUUAGAACUGGAAUGGGACAUGGAGAAAGAAUUGGAGGAGCCUGGCUUUGACCAUUUCCAACUGGAUGGGACAGUCCACCAACCUGUGGGGCACACACAAAACAUCGACAUUGACCUGGAGCCCAUUCAGCCAUCAGCAUCACCUAAGGGAAGGUUCCAGAGACUUCAGGAGGAUCCAGAUUAUGUCUCCCAUUAUACACGACCUCCACCAAAGAACAGUCGCUGCAGCUUUUGCUGCAUGCUUAAGCUAUUUUGCACUACAAUGAGUUUAUUUAUUUUGGGGAUUUUGAUAGGCUACUAUGGACAUACAAAAUGCCCUCCUUCCUCUGCUUCUCCAGAACCAAGUAAUCCUCACAUCAGCCAGGAGAUUCUUAAUGAAAUCAAAGCAAAGGAUCUUGCACAGAUUUUCAGAGAUUUGAUACAGUUGCGUGAGAAAGAAGAGAGAGAGAUUGCAACGAAGCUUCUGAUUCAAUGGGCGUCCUAUGGCCUUGAAGAUGUCCAGCUUGUAAAUUACUCUGUCCUGCUUGAUCUGCCAGGACCUUCUCCAAAUACAGUGACUCUGAAUCACACUGCCGAGUGCUUUUAUCCUAGUGGACAGCCAUGUAACAAAGAGACCCAAAAGCUUCACAGUCAAGACCUCCUGUAUUCCUACGCUGCUUACUCUGCCAAAGGAACUCUCAUGGCUGAAGUCAUUGAUGUGCAGUAUGGAACUGUGGAAGAUUUGCUCAGGAUUCACAGCAUUAAAAAUGUCUCUGGGAAAAUUGCGCUUUUGAAACUAGGACAUUCGCCUCUAUUGUAUAAGCUUUCUCUACUAGAAGAGGCAGGUUUUGGAGGUGUCCUUCUUUAUAUCGACCCUUGCGAUUUACCAAAGACUUGGAACAUGAGCAAUAAAGCUUUUAUGGUGUCCUUAAACAGUGGAGGUGACCCUUCAACGCCUGGAUACCCAAGUAUUGAUGGAAGCUAUAAACAGGACCGAUCAAACCUCACUUCUCUAUUAGUCCAGCCUAUUUCUGCGAUGCUGGCCAGAAAGCUGCUUUCUUCCCCAGAGACAGGUCAUGAAAAUGAAGCUUGCAAGCCACUGGAAUUGUCUGCUGCAGCAGAAAGGAAAAUCAUCAUUCUCAAUGUACAGACACAACCAACAUACAGGACAAUGUCUAAUAUUAUCGGGUACUUAAAAGGAGCUACGCUUCCUGAUAGAUACGUCAUAGUUGGUAGCCAUCAUAGCAGCUUAAAUGGUUACACUAGCCAACAGUGGGCACACGGCACUGCGGUGAUGACAGCCUUCAUCCAAGCCUUGAUGCUGAAGGUGAAGAGAGGCUGGAGGCCUGAUCGAACCAUAAUUUUCUGCUCCUGGGGAGGAACAAUAUUUGGCAAGGUUGGCUCCUAUGAAUGGGCAGAGGACUUCCAGAAAGUUCUCCAGAGAAAUGCCGUGGCAUAUGUGAGUCUCCACAAUCCAAUAAGAGGCAAAGCUAUUUUGCAGUCUAUAGCAUCCCCUUCCCUUCAGCAACUGGCAACUGAGAUUCGAAAGAGACACAACUUCAGCUGUCUUGGACGAGACAAGUGCAUGGGAUCGAAUGUCAGCUCUGUACAGAUGCAAGGUGAUUCUGAUUAUUUCAUCAACCAUCUCGGGGUUCCGGCUGUACAAUUUUCAUAUGAGGAUUCUACAGCAUUAGAGAGUGCAAGUUUUCUCUCUGAAGCCCUGUUUUCUGAACAUUCAACAAUAUCAGAGGAGCUGGAUUCCUCUUUUAGCCUGCAUGAAUCCAUCGCUAAGCUGACAGGAGAAGCAACUUUGCAAAUUGCCAGCAGCCCAGUUUUGCCCUUUAAUGCUCUUGAUAUUGCAUUAGAAGUUCAGAAGAACCUUAAAGCAGGUGACCAUCUGGAUAUUGACCAGCUCCUGACAAUGGCUGAUACUCUGAGGGAGAGUGCACAGUUGUUCCAGUCGGAUGAGAUGCGUCCAGCAAACGACCCCAAAGAAAGAGCUCCCACCCGUGUAAGAAUGCUGAAUGAUGUAUUGCAGAACCUUGAGAAAAACUUCUUAGUUCAACAAGUUCCUUCAGGAUUUUACAGAAACAUCCUUUACAGACUGGAUGAAAGGACACACCAAUUUUCAGUCCUGCUAGAGGCGGUGGAACGCUGCAAGCUACAUCAGUCAAAUGAGACUCUUCAAGCAGCCUUGUCAAAAGUGCUGAACAGCUUCAAUUCAGCUCAGGUUUCUUUCAAAGCAGGACUCGAUGUCUUUGAAGCAGCCUUCGUGGGAAGCAAAUGAGGAAACUGUCCUCUUUCGUGUCCACAUACAGUCGAGAACUUUGUUUACAUUUCGCAAAGGAAACCUUUGAACUGGACCAGAAAUUCCAUUGGGUUGAAACCUUUUCUUUUAUUUUGUUUUCAACUCUUUAAAACAAGAAGAGUCCUCGUUUCAAGGUAUCAUAUUGUACGUUUAGAUAAAUCUAAAGCAGCCUUUUGCACUGUUGACAAUUUAUCACAUAUGUCUACUUCUGAAUGUGUAAAAAGAGUAAGGGAAUGAGGAAGACUGACCAUUUGACUUUUAGAGGUGAAAUCUGCUAUAGUGUGUGUUUGUGUGUAUGUGUGUGUUGUGCACUUCUGCACACAUCUAUAUAUGACCAAAAAUGUUGAUCAGCCUCCAAAGAACCUUCUUAGGGGUUCCUUAGAUAUACUAAGUCAGUUUUUUACUUUCCCCAUGGAAUCGUAGACCACCAUUCUGUAUCACAAAAUGCUUUUGAAAUUCCUCUCCAUUUCAAAGGUGAUUUGCCAUGUGGUGCUAGUAAGCCAUCUUGAACACGCUCCAUGAUUCUUAUAAUCUAGGGUAUUAAAUCCUGCAAAACACUAAGUGGCUUCUUCCAGGUUUAUAUAAAGAAAACUUCAAAGAUGCACAGAGGAUGAUUUAUUGGCCCAAUGCAUUCUGAGUCUGCCGAGUCUUCCUCAGAGAAGUGAAUGAAUUUAGUUCUGAUUUGGCUCAAAAAUUCCCAAAAUCAUUUUAUAUUUUUUAUUGUAAGGGUGUGCAGAACGGUUUGCAGUAGGAAUGUUCCAAUCGUGAAACAGGCCAUUUGAAUAUUCCAAGCUUGGAACAGAAUGCCCUUCAAAUUGGUAUCUCACUUUCCACUACAAUACUGCUCAGGAUGACUCACAGACAAUACAACUAAUAAAAUAAUAUAACAUUUCUAAAAUUUAGUUUUUUAAAAGCCCCAAUUUAAACCAGGUUUACCAAUUAAACACCUACUAGAAACAAAGAAUAAAACUUAAAAUGCCACUCUAAAAAGAUGGGGUUUUUAUUGUUUCUUAAAAACCCUGAGUGAGGGGAAAUGGUGAAGGUCCUCCAGGAGGAGGGCAUUCCAAUGCUGAGGGACUACAUCCCAAAGGCCUUGUCUCUGUCUGGUCCCUGCCAACCAGUUCUCAGUCAAUGGCAGGACUGCCUACAGGCUCUUUUCCGCACCCUCUUAAGGUACUUUUCAGUGGAAAAAAAGAUGUAGAGAUAAUUUUGGUCAUUUUUCAAAAGAGCUAUAUCAGCUGUCCCUGAGGAAAACUCCACAGCAGUGAAACACAUUAAGUCAGAGGUUCUCAAACUCAGGUCUCCAAUGUUGAAGAUUGUGGCUGGGUAUGAUAGUAGUAAUAGUCAACAACAUCUGGAGACCCAACUUUUAGAACCCUGCAUUAAGUCAAUAAACUAGGAAUGUGCAUGGAAUGACAUUUGUAUUCUGUUCUAAGCUCGGAACGGAACACAAAUGUCCUGGAUCAUUCCGUCAGAAGAACCACUCAAGCCAGUUGUUCCGACAGAAUGAGCUCGGAACACUCGAAAUAUUCUGAGCACUAUUUUGGAGUCCAAAAUAGUGGCAAUGGGCCAGAAGAACUGGCUGUUAAAUUGGUGCCAGCAACACAGAAAACUCUGCUUCAUAAUCUCAGCUCGUUAUCCCACUGCUUACAUUUUUCUAGACAGACAAGACUAAUGAUUAAGCUUUCCUCACCUUGCAGGUAGAUAGUCACAUCUUCUGGGGAUGACAAGGUUAGUCAGAGUCAGGAAGUUUUGAUGCUUCCAUAGUUAUCUUGUGAGAAGGAGAUAUUCAGCUACAGUCUUUCCCCGCCAUUGCACAUGCAAGGGCACAUCUUGACCAUUUUGAAUGUAGCACAACCACCAGCCACAGCUAAAUGGCAAUAUGCAUAGGACCCAUGGUUGCUGCCAUUCUGCUCUUUUAGGAGAUGAGCAUGAGACCUAUUUGACCCCAUCUAGUUAGAUUUCUCAUCAAUAAAAGUAAAUGACAGGCAAGAUUCAAAGUGCUCCAGUGGAAUAAAAACUGGAAUGCUUCAGGGAUGGUUAAGGCAACCAUGGCAGAAGCUACUAAAUGCCUUGAAAAGCAUAACAGAUAGCCUAGUUCUCAGUUUCCAAAUCCUGAGACAAUCCCUGCUUUCCAUUAACGACAGGCUGCAGCUUUCAUUGUGCCACAGAUGAGAGCAUGCAGUUGAGCUCUUGACACCUUGCAGGUGGCCUACAGCAUUUGAAGGCAAUCUCAAUUCAUGUGGAUGCUGUGCAUGACUAGUGCUAUUUGUGAUCACAGACCUGCAGUGCCCACUACAAAUGCUGGUAUUAUGCUUCCCUUUCCACGCACAAUAGAAGCAGGCUGAUGAGACAAUUAUAUUUGUGCGAAUUAAUUUCUGUCUAUGCAUAGAGAUGAUUCCAGUUGGGACGCUCAUGGACACUGAAUUUGCUUGGUGCAUCAAUUGGUCCCAGAUCUUUGCAGUUUUGAAAUUAACUGAAAAUGAAAGUGAGACAUAAAUCUAGCUUGACCUACAUUAGAUCUUUGAGUCUCGUCUUGUCUCACUUACUGUAGGGCUCCUCUUAUGAUUUGGCCUCUUAAUGGAUUAAAGAAGAAAGAACUGAAGGAGGGUUGGCUGGUGUCCAGAGCAUUUUGAUCAUUCUCUUACUAAAGGAUAAGCACUUUGCAAGAGAGUCCUCAUGAAACAAGACCCUGGGGUCUUGCCUAAUGUAUGGUUCUCAGUGAGACCUUGUGUGCAGCCAUGUUGCAUUCAUAUAAGGGUUGAAGUUACCCCGCCACCCCCGCCAAAACACUGAACAUGGCUGCAGUAUCUAUUAUAUGGGAGCGACUGGUUUUUCUGUAGCUACAGCAGAUGAAGAGGAUUCAUUACGCAUUUGAAUUUUAAAAAUAGUUUCCCAGGUAUCUUUUUUAGUUACAUUGUUAAGAGAUGUGGAAUAGUCAACACACAUUCUUGGGGGUUGCUAGAUGUUUUGCUUUCCCUUUCCAAGCAACCACUGACAUGUCCAGCAUGCUGGGAAUUCCCAUUUGCUCUCAAGAGGGAGAGUGUGGG